Molecule: messenger RNA, 1411 nt
Organism: Colias croceus (clouded yellow)
Lineage: Eukaryota; Metazoa; Arthropoda; Insecta; Lepidoptera; Pieridae
Product: tax1-binding protein 3 homolog
Exons: 3
Coding region: 127-498 (123 amino acids)
Biological process (GO): neurotransmitter receptor transport, endosome to postsynaptic membrane; neurotransmitter receptor transport postsynaptic membrane to endosome
Cellular component (GO): postsynaptic density; adherens junction; postsynaptic membrane
Molecular function (GO): protein binding
Source: RefSeq, a predicted model, not a curated record
UCAUUUACGGUUUCGACGAAGGCGUUCUUUCACAGCGAACUGCGAAACUUUGUUAAUAAUAAAUUAAAGUAUAAACAUUUAACAAAUAUUCUUUUUCUUGGACAUCUUUAUAACUAAUCAUCAACCAUGGCGAAAAUGGCAUUUCAGCACCAGGCCGGAACGGCUAUGGAGUGUCUCAGCAUACCAAUAACUCUCCAAAAAGAAGCUGGAGUCGACGCUGAAGGACGCGAAGUAAUGAAAUGCGGCUUCAAAAUAGGAGGCGGUAUUGAUCAAGAUUACCGUAAAAGCCCGCAGGGCUAUACUGACAACGGUAUAUAUGUAACAGAAGUUCAUGAAGGCAGUCCAGCAGCAAAAGCUGGUUUACGAAUGCAUGAUAAAAUCCUACAAUGUAAUGGAUAUGAUUUUACUAUGGUGACACAUAAAAAGGCUGUUAGUUACAUCAAAAAACAUCCAGUAUUAAAUCUUUUAGUAGCAAGAAAAGGUGUAACAUCGACUUAAUCAAUUAUAUGAUAAAAUUUACUCAGUUAUUGUUCAAAAAUGAUUUUUCAGAACAUGUGGUUUUAUAAUGUUAUUUAUUUGUUAGAAUAUGUUUAGAUGUUUAAGUUUGUAACAUAUUAUUAAGAAAAGUAUAAAUUCAGUUAAAAAAUGUUUAUAUUUGUUGGUAACUAUUUCAAUUUGGAUAGUUUUUCAUUGCUUAAAUAAAUAAGGAAAUAUAUUAUUUUUUACAAGUAUUAAAAGUGGAACUAGUGUCGACAUGGUCUAUGUGGUGAAAUAAAUUUUAUUUAAGCUAUAAAAAUCUGUCCUAUGAAGGGGUAAAUCAACUUUGCUAGUUACCAUUAUUUAAUAUAUUCAAUUUGAUGAUAAGAGAAAAGGAAAUAUAAGCCAAAAUAAAAAAUCGAAGGCUAUAUUUACUUGUGGUUUGCCAAUAUUUGUUAUUGUAAAGAUAAAAAGUAUUAUAAUUUUGAGUAUUCAUAAAAUUUAGAUGAAAUGAAUUACAUUAUUUUUGUAAUAAUUCAAACAUUCCCAUUGUUCAUCAUGAUUCAUGAUGUGCCAAAAAGUGGUACAAAUCACUUUAUAAAAAAUAUCACCAAAGAAAGUGUUAUUGCAUCUUAUGAAUACAUUUAAAAUUUAAAUAAACUCAUGUCACAUGACUAAAACAAAUCAAAUACAGACUAAGGUAAAGCAGGUUGUAAGAAACAUCAGUUUUAAAAUAUUAUAAUCAAACUUCAAAAUUAGUUUUGAACAGUUUUGUAAAUAGAUUUUUAUACUUUUAUUCAAUGCAGUGAAUUGAAAAGAGAUCAGGACCUGUGUAUUUUUUACACUUUGCUUACAUAUAAGUUCUGUAAAUAAACUUUUUUUAUAACACAAUUUUAUACAUUUUUUUCCAAAUAAAACAUUUUUCUAACUCUGA